This is a messenger RNA of Trichoderma breve, 3612 nucleotides long. RefSeq lists its product as uncharacterized. The record is from RefSeq and is a predicted model, not a curated record. Gene Ontology annotation, cellular component: Cdc73/Paf1 complex. Lineage: Eukaryota; Fungi; Ascomycota; Sordariomycetes; Hypocreales; Hypocreaceae. The transcript has 2 exons. Bases 1 to 3612 code for a protein of 1203 amino acids. Gene Ontology annotation, biological process: regulation of DNA-templated transcription. Gene Ontology annotation, molecular function: RNA polymerase II complex binding.
AUGGCGGCUCUUCAAAAUGGCGCGGCGAAUGGCGCAGCAAACGGAGAUGCUUUAAAGGCUCCUACUAGCACCCGAUUCUCCGAAAUCCCCUCCGCCAUCGAUAUCCCUGUCCAGGGCGACCAGGAAGACGAAGCGGUCGAAAUCGAUCUGGAAGAUCUUGUUGAUGAUCCCACCGAGCUGUGUACUCUAUUCGAAAACGAGCAUGCGGCAAAGACAUAUUGGAUGACCGUCGCGUUGGCGUAUGCGAAGCAACGGAAAAUCGACCACGCCAUCGAGAUGCUGAUUCGAGGCGGCAACGCCAUACAGAGCGGCAACCCACGCGAUAAAGUUAGCAUGAUUUGCUGUCUCUGUUGGAUGUACUUGUGGAAAAGUCGAGAAGCUCCUCGUGUUGCGCCUGACGGUGUUCAUGUAUCAGAAGCCAAGACGAAGGAGUACUACCUCCAGCUUGCAACGUCAUCCCUGAAUGACGCUGCACGUCUCAACCCAUCCUUCCCACCCAUCUUCCUUGCUCGUGGAGUUUUGCUUCUGCUCAGAGCUUCCUUGCAAGGCCCAUCAAAGACAGCUGGAGGCCUAGGGACGGAGAAGAGCGAGCUUCUCAAGAACGCUGCCAAGGCCUUUGAUGACGCCCUCCGAGUCUCUCAGGGCAAGAACAUGCUGGCCCUGAUGGGAAAGGCUCGCACCCUGUUCUCCAUGCACAAGUACCCCGAGGCAUUGUCUACAUACCAAGACGUUCUUCAGAAGAGACCUGACUUGGUGGAUCCUGAUCCUCGUAUCGGCAUUGGUUGUUGUUUCUGGCAACUUGGGUUUAAAGAGGACGCAAAAGUAGCCUGGGAGAGAUGUCUAGAAAUCAACCCCGACUCCAAGGUUCCUAACAUUCUCCUUGGUCUCUACUACCUCGACGCUAGCGGUCACGUUCCAGUCAACAGCGACGAGUUCCUCAAGCUUUACAAAACGGCCAUGAUUGAAUACACUCAAAAAUCAUUCAAACUCGAUAAGGAGGUCCCUAUCACCUGCUCCACCUUUGCAGGUUACUUCCUGUCUCGAAAGGCGUGGGAUAACGCAGACAAGUUGGCUCACAAGGCUAUUCAAUACACUGAUGUCAACGCCGUUGCCAGUGACGGAUGGUAUCUGCUCGCGAGAAAAGCUCACUACAAUGGUGAUUUAGAGCGUGCUAGCGACUACUAUCGUCGCGCCGACGAUGCUCGUGGAGGUACCGAGACUGGCUAUCUCCCAGCUAAGUUUGGUGUUGCACAACUGUCUGUCAUGAAGAAUGACCUGGGAGAGGCCAAGCUGAGACUGGAAAAAAUCAUCCAGCAGUCUAAAAACCACGAAGCCAUGAUUCUCCUGGGGACCAUUUAUGCGGAGGAAAUAUUCACUAGCCAGAACAGUGACAGCAAGGAAGAUAGGUCUGCGGAAAUGAAGAAGGCAAUUGCUUUGCUAGAGGGUGUCAGGAAUUCUUGGAAGGAUCCAAAGAAGGCCCUAUCACCUGACGCUUCCGUCCUCCUAAACUUGGCCCGACUAUAUGAAACGGAGAACCCUGAAAAGGCCUUGCAGUGCCUGCAGCAAGUUGAGCAGCUGGAACUCGAGCAAAUCCCAGAGUCAGAAAGGCCAACGGAUGUCCCCGAGGCUGAUCUUCAGGCGGCUCUUCGCAAGUUUCUUCCACCUCAGCUUCUGAACAACAUUGGUUGCUUUCACUCUCAGGCGGAGAAGCACGAUCUAGCCAGCGAGCUGUUCGAGGCUGCUCUAGGUGCGUGCAUGAGGGCUGGUGAGAAGGAUCCCACAAUGGACACCGAUGCCUUGGUGACUACCAUUAGCUUCAACCUGGGCCGAAGCUAUGAGGCUCGUGGGCUGACGGACAAGGCUGUCGAGGUGUACGAGGGCUUGCUUAACCGUCACGACGAUUAUACCGAUGCACGCACACGGCUUGCGUACAUUAAACUCAGGAAAAACCCAAACAAGGAAGGACCCGACGCUGUGGCAAAGUUAUACCAAGAGAAUACAGCCGAUCUGGAAGUUCGAGCUCUCUAUGGAUGGUAUCUCGGAAAGGUCCACUCCAGAAAGCGCCCUGCCAAUAUUACCGAGGAUCACGAAUUUCGUCAUUACAAGCAUACGCUACAAAACUACGACAAGCAUGAUAGGUAUGCCUUGGUCGGAAUGGGUAAUCUAUAUCUCCUGCAGGCAAGAGAAAUGCGACGUGAAACAGACUCAGACAAGCAGAAGAGAAGUGCAACGUAUUGCAAGGCCGUUGAGUUUUUCGAGAAAGCUCUGUCACUCGACCCGAAGAACGCGUAUGCAGCUCAGGGCAUUGCAAUCGCUCUUGUGGAGGACAAGAGAGACUACAAAACGGCUCUCACCAUUUUCAACAAAGUUCGAGACACUGUCAAGGAUUCUCAUCUAUACGUAAACUUGGGUCACAUCUUUGCUGAGCUGAAGCAAUUCUCCAAGGCCAUUGAGCAUUACGAGAUUGCUCUAUCUAAAGAUGGCAAAUCAAAUGAUCCAGUUAUCCUCUCAUGUCUUGGCCGCACUUGGCUAAACCGAGGAAGGGUAGAUCGAGAUGUGGACUCGUACAUUAAAGCCCUUGAAUGUGCCAAAAAGGCACUUGAAGUGGCUCCGGAUCAAAUACAUUAUCAGUUCAACGUUGCCUUUGUUCAGAUCCAGCUUGUGACAACAAUUCAAGGCCUGCCUGAGAACAGACGGACGGCUGAGCAGCUGGAAGAGGCAUCUGAGGGUCUCGAAGCCGCCAUUGAGUCGCUAGAUAAGAUUGCUGCUCAUCCCCAAACGCCUUAUCCCAAGCACGAUGUCGAACAGCGUGCUAACAUGGCCCGCAACACGCUCCGCAAGCAGCUUGAGAGAGCGCUUGGAAAGCAGAAGGAGUGGGAGGAGAAGAAUAAAGAGAAGAUCUCGGCCGCCAAAGAACAGCGAGAGGCCGAGAUGAAGAAGCGUGAAGAAGAGCGGCAAGCAGUUCUAGAGAAGGAGCGAGAGCGACAAGAGAAGAUCAGGAAAGAACGUGAGGCCAUUGCCGCGCGCGAUAGGCUCCAGGCAGAACAACGAGCUGAGGAGGAACGAGCACGACAAGAGGCGGAGAUGACUACGGAUGAAGAGACUGGCGAAAAGAUUAAACGAAAACGCAAGCCAGCACCACGCGCCCCUGCUGGCGAGGGCAAGCCGAAGAGGUCAUCGAAGAAGAAGAAGGCCGAUGCGGAUGAGGAUGAGGGCUCUGAGGAAGAGAACCACACCAAAAAGAGACGCCGCCUUACUAAGCGGGAGUCUUCCAAGUUCAAGUCGGCUGAAAUUGUGGUUGAUUCCGACGAGGAGGCCAACGAGGAUUACGAUGACGAUGCUCUCGAGCGCGCCGAGAGGAACCUGGACAGAGACGAGACGCCUCUCUCCGAAGCCGACGAAGAGACUGCCGAAAAGAUGGACGUUGAUGACGAGGACAAGGGCCGCGGCGAAGGAGACGACGAUGAGGAUGUUGAUGCUCCCCGAAGCCAAGCCAAGAGGAGUCGCAGAGGCCGUGUGAUUGCGGAGAGCGAUGAGGAAGACGAAGACGCGGAGCCUAGCAGUGCUAAAUUAGAUGAUGGCGCUGCGGCCGCGGAUGAGGAUGACGAAUAA